AUGGCACCCAACGAGCUCUACCAGUACUCGGUCGUCAACGCCCUGAUGGACGGCGUCGCCAACAAAGGGCUGCUCAUCUCCACCCUCCUCCAGCAUGGUGACCACGGAAUCGGCACGUUCCGGCACAUGGUUGGCGAGCUGAUUGUCGUCAACGGCGAAGCCUACCAGAUGAAGUCAGACGGUUCCGUGACAACUGUCGAUACCAGCUUGGACUCCUCGGUCGUCGCGCCCUUCGCCAUGGCAACACACUUCGAGCCCGCCCACGCAACCACAGCCGUCCUGGCGGACAAGGCCGACCUCUUUGGUUUCUUGUCCUUCUUGCUCCCGGAGGCCCAUAACCUCUAUCUCGCUGUGCGUAUCUCUGGCGUCUUCAAGAGCAUCACCGUGCGCACUGUCGGCGGCCAGUCCAAGCCUGGUGAAGGCCUCGCCGAGGUGGGCAAGCACCAGACCUCUCACACCUUCGAGGAGCCCAUGGAGGGGGUCAUUAUAGGCUCCGGUCCCCAGACUACAUGCAGGGCGACAAAGGGCGGUCACUUGCUGGCGCUGGCCUCCGAUGGCGAGGUCAAUGUCGAGGUAGCUCCGAUCUCAAAGUUCCAUCUGGAGCUGCCUGUGCACGACGAGGAUUUCAACGAGGCCGAGCUGAAGGGUGAUGUCGCGGGCAUUGCCGCUGUGGAAGGAUGA
Molecule: messenger RNA, 681 nt
Organism: Diaporthe amygdali
Lineage: Eukaryota; Fungi; Ascomycota; Sordariomycetes; Diaporthales; Diaporthaceae
Product: lpha-acetolactate decarboxylase
Exons: 2
Coding region: 1-681 (226 amino acids)
Biological process (GO): acetoin biosynthetic process
Molecular function (GO): acetolactate decarboxylase activity
Source: RefSeq, a predicted model, not a curated record